This is a messenger RNA of Paramecium tetraurelia, 1848 nucleotides long. RefSeq lists its product as uncharacterized. The transcript has 6 exons. Gene Ontology annotation, molecular function: protein serine/threonine kinase activity; ATP binding. The record is from RefSeq and is a predicted model, not a curated record. Lineage: Eukaryota; Ciliophora; Oligohymenophorea; Peniculida; Parameciidae. Gene Ontology annotation, cellular component: autophagosome; cytoplasm. Gene Ontology annotation, biological process: peptidyl-serine phosphorylation; autophagosome organization; autophagy.
AUGAAAGAUAAUAUAAAUUUACUUAUAUUGCUCAUAAUGUAAUAAACUAGCCAGAGUCGUCUACCAUUCAAUCCUCCUGGAAAGAAACUUGGGGUCUAUCGCUUUCAUAACGAGAUAGGCAGAGGUAAUUAUGGAGUGGUGUAUUUAGCAAGUGAUGAUAAAGGAAACAAAUAUGCAAUAAAAUCAAUAAAGAAAGAAAUUUUCAAAGAAAAUGGAGGUAUCAUUGGAGAUCUCAUUCGAAAUGAAAAGAAUGCACUGCUCUAAAUCAAAAAUAACCACGUCGUGAGAAUAUAUGAAUACAUUGAGUCUGUCAAUUAAGCUUAUAUGAUUCUUGAACUUUGUGAUGGUGGGAACUUUGAGGGUUAUCUGGCUUGUAAGAAAUUUUAAAUCACAGUUUAUGAAGCUGUUUAAUAUAUCAAAUAAAUUAUAUAAGGAGUUAAUGCUUUACAUGAAAAAAGGAUUAUUCAUAGAGAUUUAAAAUUGAGUAAUAUUCUGAUGAAAGACAAUUCUGCUCUAUUAAAGAUUGCUGAUUUAGGAUUCUGUCAUAUACUCUCUGACUAUGAAUCUCUUGCUAAAUUAAAUUUAGGAACCAUAGGAACCAAGGCACCAGAGAUUAUCCUAAAUAAACCUUAUGAUUGUGCUGUUGAUAUUUUUUCCACUGGAGUGAUGUUUUAUUAAUUGCUUUGUGGUGGAAACUAUCCCUUCCAUCCAACCACUGAGGAAGAAUACCUAGACUAAAUAUUAAAAGGACGUAAAUCAUUUAAAGUAUCAUAGCGGAUAAUAUAACCUUUUAAUCAUAAAAUGAAGCUCCGCCGUAAGAACUUUAGCAAUUAAUUAGAAGAAUGCUUCAUUAUAAUCCUGAACAAAGAUUAAAAUGGAGCGAAAUGUUCGAUUGUUCCAUUUUCAAAACAAGUUCAUCAUUAUAAUAUUUAAAAAGCUCUUUAAUUAGAAACUCAUUUAGGAUUUAAUUCUAGAGUUUAGGACGUUAAAAAAAUUUAGGAUUUCUACAUUCAAAAUUAGGAGAAAAUAGUUUCAAUGGUUUCCCCUAAAUUUGCAGAUAUUGGCCAUUUCACCUUCCCAGAUGAAGUUGUAAAUAGAUCCUUAACAGAAAAAGAACAAAACUAAUAAAUUGUUGCUAAUGAUAUUUAAUAUGUUAGUACUGUAAGUUUUCAAGAUAAGGAUGAAAUUCAAUAAAUUCAACAAGACAGUUGCAAAAUAAAUGAACUUUUUGAAAAAUAUUUAACACUCCACUAAAUUGUUUAUGAUCUUAUUCACAAAACUAAUCACUUAAACGUAAAGUAAAUACUUUUUCCAAUCCUUAUAAUAUCUAAAAGGAUAUUUAAACUAUAAAAGGAACUAAUUAAAAUCAUUGAUAAAGAUGGAAAUAUAUUUGAUUCACCUUAUUAUAAUAGCUUAAUCAUUACUGAUUAAUGGAAGGUUUUAAUUGAAGAAAUGCUGAAUAGCAAGAAUUGGAUUUAUGAAUAAGUAUAACAUAACAUCAAAACUUUCUAUUUAAAUAUAAAUCAAAGACCAGAUGAUUAUAAAAAAAAAUAUGUAUAAAGUGAAUGGCUUGAAGAGGCAGAUGUAUAUUUUUCAAAAGAAAACUUUGAUAAUAUUUUUUAAUAAUGCAUAAAUCGAUAUAUCGGUUAUUUAAUUCAAGAUAUAUACUAAGUAGAGAAGGAUUAAAUAAAAAAAAAGAUUAUUAUAGUCUAUUUAGUAAAGAUUUUGACAGUUAAUGAAAUAGAGGUCGAUGAUAUACCUAUAUAUUAAUUAGAACCAUUGCUUUAAAGUAAAAAUGUAGAUAAACUCUUUUAAGAAUCAUACUCAAUUUAUAUGUAAAAAUAAUGA